Oryctolagus cuniculus (rabbit) is the source of this 1892-nucleotide messenger RNA. It is a transcript of the gene STRAP, whose product is annotated as serine/threonine kinase receptor associated protein. Gene Ontology annotation, cellular component: SMN complex. Gene Ontology annotation, biological process: spliceosomal snRNP assembly. The record is from RefSeq and is a predicted model, not a curated record. NCBI's taxonomy places the organism in Eukaryota, Metazoa, Chordata, Mammalia, Lagomorpha, Leporidae. Gene Ontology annotation, molecular function: RNA binding; protein binding.
GCGUCAUUUGCAUCGUCACUUCCUGCCGAUACCGGUGUGGACGGUGCGGAUCGUGGCUGGGCCGGUUCUCCGGUUCUUCCCCUCCCCUGCUCUCCUCCCUCCCUCCCUUUCCCUCCCUUAGCGGCCGUCGGUCGCCUGUCGCGGACUCCCUGACCCCUCCCUAACCCCUUCCUGACCUCGGUGCCGCCGGAUUGGCCCCCUUUUGCUCUUUCCCGGCCCAGUCUCAGUGUCAGGGCGAGGGGCCUUGCGGAGCCAGAGGCGCUGCAGCCGAGGCCGGAGAAUACGUCGACGACCCUCUGCUCGCCAGCCGCGUCGCUGGGUUCGCCGCCGCCAUGGCAAUGAGGCAGACGCCGCUCACCUGCUCUGGCCACACGCGGCCUGUGGUCGAUUUGGCUUUCAGUGGCAUUACGCCUUAUGGGUAUUUCUUAAUCAGCGCUUGCAAAGAUGGCAAACCUAUGCUACGCCAAGGAGAUACAGGAGACUGGAUUGGAACAUUUCUGGGUCACAAAGGUGCUGUUUGGGGUGCAACAUUGAAUAAGGAUGCCACCAAAGCAGCAACAGCGGCUGCGGAUUUCACAGCAAAAGUAUGGGAUGCUGUCUCAGGAGAUGAAUUGAUGACCCUGGCUCAUAAACACAUUGUCAAGACUGUGGAUUUCACACAGGAUAGUAAUUAUUUGUUAACUGGUGGACAGGAUAAACUGUUACGCAUAUAUGAUUUGAACAAACCUGAAGCAGAACCUAAGGAAAUCAGUGGUCACACAUCUGGUAUUAAAAAGGCUUUAUGGUGCAGUGAGGAUAAACAGAUUCUUUCAGCUGAUGAUAAAACUGUUCGCCUUUGGGAUCAUGCUACUAUGACGGAAGUGAAAUCUCUAAAUUUUAAUAUGUCUGUUAGUAGUAUGGAGUAUAUUCCUGAAGGAGAGAUCUUGGUUAUAACUUACGGACGAUCUAUUGCUUUUCAUAGUGCAGUAAGUUUGGACCCAAUUAAAUCCUUUGAAGCUCCUGCAACCAUCAAUUCUGCAUCUCUUCAUCCUGAGAAAGAAUUUCUUGUUGCAGGUGGUGAAGAUUUUAAACUUUAUAAGUAUGAUUAUAAUAGUGGGGAAGAGUUAGAAUCCUACAAAGGACACUUUGGUCCUAUUCACUGUGUGAGAUUUAGUCCUGAUGGAGAACUGUAUGCCAGUGGCUCUGAAGAUGGAACACUGAGACUAUGGCAAACUGUGGUAGGAAAGACAUACGGCCUUUGGAAAUGUGUGCUUCCUGAAGAAGACAGUGGUGAGCUGGCCAAGCCGAAGAUCAAUUUCCCAGAGACAGCAGAAGAGGAGCUAGAAGAAAUUGCUUCAGAGAAUUCAGAUUCCAUCUAUUCUUCAACUCCUGAAGUAAAGGCCUGAGCAUGAAGCAUUUGCCACAGAUAAUAUACAGUUUAUGGACUAAGAUGAGCAAGCAGAGAAUAGCGUCAGCCUCCCAGAGUUACUCUCUGCUUAGGACAACCACAGCAGUAAAUAAUGGGGAAUAUGAAUUAGCUUGAGUUUCGGAACUACUAACGUGGUGUUACCUGUAAGUGAAAACUCAGGAGUAUCUGACGAAGGCAGGUGGAGUUAUGCUAUUAUAAUACAACAGCCUGUUGUCUUUUUAAUGAAUAUGUGCAAGCCAACAUCCAAUUUCUCUUAUUACAAUUAGAUUUCUUGUAGCUGUUUAUGUUAUUAUGGAAAAGAAAAAUAUAUUGGCCUAUUUUUCUGACUUUCCCUUACAGCAGAAUGCUUUUUUUUUUCCUUUUCUUUACUUGCAAAGAAGAGGGAAUACAUGAUAAAGUAACUGGUUUGAUUUCUUUUCAUUGUACCUGCUUCAGAACAUCUAAUUGUUUUUAGUUGUCUAAAUAAAAUGUCUCUAAAACAAAA